GUUUUCAUUCGCAACUUGCGAGCACGAAAGCCAAGCAACUCCACUCUUUUGCAUCUUGCACUGAUUCUGAUUCUUCAAGCAAUUCGUGUACGUGUUUCGUCUUCGUCCUCCAGCGGCGGAUGGUGCUCUGCGGUUGUGAAGCGAACUAGUUUCGGACGAUCACAACGCGAGUUCGGCCGAAAAAAAAAAAACGCAGAAAAAAGCUGACGAUCAGGACGCAAAGUAGUUUGAUUCCUGUGACAUUAAUUCCGAAAAUUCGUUUUUAAUAAAGUGCUUAUUAUAAAGACUGACUAUUUUUUAUAUCAAUUCGUCUAAGUGAUAUAUUUUCGAAUAUAUUUAGCAAAAAGGACAAAAAUGGCUUUGGCGUGCGAAGAUUCCCGAAUGUCGGUGGACAGCGAGCUGUCAAACUUGUCACCGUGCAAGCCAGUCGCAAACACAAACAACAACAAAACGACAUCAUCAGCAACUUAUCCAUUGUUGUCGACGGUGCUUUCAACGGAUGAGCGUCGUUUCGUCGUCAAAAAGGAAGAGCCGACCUCACCGAGUCAGAACCAGAAGCAGCAGGUGGAGUGCCCCAGAUUCAGCUGGGCCGAAAUAGUCGAAAAAGAGGAGCAGGAGAAGAACAGUCCGAAGAGUUCGCCACUGGUAAAGGAGGAAGAUUCGAGUGCGGUCAGCACAACGACGUCAACGUCGGAUCUGGUGAAGUGCGACACCAAAAUGUCCAUGGAAGAUAGUAACAGUAAUACCAGUCUGCGAUCCACGGGGUCCAAUCGGCAGAUAGAAAUUGAUAUUCUCGAUACAGCCAACGUGGAAAAGUACGAAAAGCUGGUGCGCGAUGACAAAAUAAAGUCUCCGUUCAAGCGGCGCCUCUCUGGUGGUGGAGAGGACGAUGAUACCAACAGAGACGACAGUCAUGCCAAGUUUGUCGAUGCGGAGCCUGGAUUCGACCAGCAGUACAAAAAGACCAAGAUCAGCGAGAACGAUCACGGUCGGGCGCGCUUCCGGAGGGAGAGUUCUUCCAGUUCGGCAGAUAGCGGCAGCCAGAGCAGCCGGAAACCGAUCGAGUACGAAAAGGACUUAUCGAUUCUGGAGCGCCGACAGAAGCAAAUCGAUUAUGGCAAGAAUACGCUCGGUUAUGAAAACUACAUCAAGCAGGUGUCGAGGGACAAACGCACGAAGGAACACCCGAAGACGCCACCAAAGCACGUCAAGUAUAGCCGCCGUGCUUGGGACGGACUAGUCAAAGUAUGGCGUAAGAAGCUACACUGUUUCGACCCUGAUGCAAAACAAGACGCUGAUAAUGAGCCAACUUUUCUGCAGGAGUGAACUUUGUAAUUCUGCUGUAGUCUGGUCCCAAACUCGUAAUAAACCGCAGAUGAAUCGUCCAGAGGCAGUCUUACCUUCAUGCAGUGAAUAGUUCAAGAGUAUUAGGUAAGUGUGUUGAAUAGUUACAAUUACCUAUCCUUUGGAAUCGAUAAAAGAAAACAUGCAUUCGAAUUGUACCGUACAAGCUGAUACCGAUUCGAUUCUGAUUAUAUUGUUAGUAAUUUAAUGGAUAUGUCUACGUGCGUGGAAUUCGUAGUGUAGGACAACUCUGUAUAAGUUGAUUGAAUAAAAAAAUAUUUGUAUGUUAAUCUAUACUAAGAGGAA
Messenger RNA from Armigeres subalbatus, 1650 nucleotides. Its product is annotated as histone RNA hairpin-binding protein-like. The coding region runs from base 355 to 1326 and encodes 323 amino acids. Lineage: Eukaryota; Metazoa; Arthropoda; Insecta; Diptera; Culicidae. Gene Ontology annotation, cellular component: cytoplasm; histone pre-mRNA 3'end processing complex. Gene Ontology annotation, molecular function: mRNA binding; histone pre-mRNA stem-loop binding. The transcript has 6 exons. Gene Ontology annotation, biological process: mRNA 3'-end processing by stem-loop binding and cleavage; mRNA transport. The record is from RefSeq and is a predicted model, not a curated record.